Microdochium trichocladiopsis is the source of this 1237-nucleotide messenger RNA. RefSeq lists its product as uncharacterized. The transcript has a single exon. The record is from RefSeq and is a predicted model, not a curated record. Bases 110 to 871 code for a protein of 253 amino acids. Lineage: Eukaryota; Fungi; Ascomycota; Sordariomycetes; Xylariales; Microdochiaceae.
GGAAAGAGUUUCGGAUAUUUCAGCAAAGAGUUCAGAUCCGGCCAAGAACAACAGCAGCAGCAGCAGCAGCCAUCACCACAAGAGACAAAGUCCAAGGUGACCAAGGGGGAUGGCCGGAUCCUCGUGCUGUGCGACGACGUCGAGGAGAUUGUGUUUGGGCGCCAAUCGAACCCGGCCAAGGUGUACGGGCGCAAGAAGAACCGGGCAUCGCGCGUCAUCCACGCUCGUGACGACGACGACGGCGGCGGCAAGAACAGAGACACCGCUGCAGACAAACGAUGUCCUUCCUACGGGACUACCAAGUAUCAGACGGACAGCGGAGACAGCGCCGUCGAGCUGGACUACGACCUUGACGAUGAGGAACACAGUAGCGGGGACGAAGAGCAUCACCCGCAUGGAAUUCACAGAUCUACGAGCAACAGCAACAACAACAGCAACUACAAUGAUAACAGCAACAACACCAAGACCACCAGCACUGGUAUCGACGGACACACGGCUGCCGCGUUGUCAGUACGAAGUGGCACGAGGGUCCGACCUGCGCAGAUCGUAUCCGAGGUCAACGGCAGCGUUGGCGGCGAAAAGGGCCGCGCGGAACGGUCGGAGGAGACGGAGGAAAUGGCACGGCGGCGGAUCGAGGGCCAGCAACGGGCUCAGCGCAAGGAGAUGGUGCGUUGCGCUGCGAGGCGUGGCGUGGUGUUUGGCUUCAAAGUCGGCCUGGAGGGCGUCGCAAGUACAGGCGCCGUGGGAGCCCGCCAUGGUGGUGAGAUGGAUGGCAAGGCAAGCGCCUCCAGCAAAAAGAAGAAAAGGUCGGGGAGAACCCCAGGGGCUGAAGGCGCUGACGACACGGACGUCCCUAGCGGUGCUCCUGUGAUGCGCAAAUGCGAGGCCGUGAUGCAGGGCAAGGUAGUCGAGCCGAGUUACGCGAAGGGAAACUGGGGCAUUCGAUGGCGCGAGGACUGACGCUGGAUAAGGCCGUGUCUCCUGCAUACGUAGAAUGAUCUUGUCAUGUAUUGUUCUGUAGCUGAGCCAUGACUUGCUUUCCGCACCCGUGUCUGCAUGUCUCAGUCUCACUGGGAAGCCAGGGCGAAUCGCUAAUGCCGGCAGAUCGCUGCCUCGCACGGCUGGUGUAUUCGCUCGGUAGUGAUGCUCAUUCCGCCAAGUCCCGAGUCCUGGUGCAAUGAGAUGAGGCCUUGCCCGACAGGGAGACUCGUCAUUGUCCGACCGGGGCGGAUCGUCC